GACACUUGACCGCUCACCGUUCACAAUUCACUCGAGAUUUACGAACAAAAAUAAUUGAAAAUGGCUGCGAGCCGUCGGAAACAAGACGACAAAAAUUUAGAAAUUCUACGUGAACUUAUAUCACAGAGUGGAAACAAAUAUUGCUUAGACUGUAAUCAGAGAGGUCCUACCUAUGUAAACACGACAAUAGGUUCAUUUGUUUGUUCAAAAUGUUCGGGAAUGUUGCGUGGUCUUACUCCACCGCAUCGGGUGAAGUCAAUAUCCAUGGCCACAUUUACACCAGAGGAGAUAGAAUUUAUAAGAGUAAGAGGAAAUGAUUACUGUAGGCGCGUAUGGCUAGGCCUAUACGAGGGUGAAAGUGUAAACUACACUGACGAACAACGCGUUAGAGAUUUCAUGUCAGAUAAAUACGAAAAAAAGCAAUAUUAUCUAGAAUCGCCGCCAAACAAUGCGCCGAUUACAAACGGAUCUUCGUCACAGAAAACUAAAAAUAAACAGAAAUCGGCCAGCACAACCGUUACGGCACCUCUAAUCGCAAUAUCCCCGCAAAUUUCUAAAAGUUCGGCGUUUAACAGCGUGCCUAGUGCGGCGAAAGUUUUGCCUGUUAUGUCAUCAGGGCAAGAUAUAAAUCAUAAAAUAGCUAGACCUGUAAAUAAUCUCGCGCCACCGCUAUUUAAUAAUAAUAUUGCGGCACCGCCAGCUGCACCUGUUCAACCACCUGUACCUGAUUUUCCUGUCGAUUUUUCCACUGCAAAUAUAUACAACAGUGCACAAAAUAAUAAUAACUUCAACAGCAAUAUAAACAACAAUUUUGCUAGUCAACCUACAUCAACUGCUACAUCAUCUUUUAAUGCUUUUAAUUCUACAAAUAACAAUGCUGCAAAUGAUCGCUACGCUGCCCUAGCUGACCUUGAUCUAGUUUUUAGACAGCAAAAUAUGAAGAAUAUGGAGGAUAAUGUUAUAAGCAAGAACCCUUUCCAAAGCACAAAUAGUGAAGUUUUUGCGAAUAAAAAUCCUUUUUUCAAUGGAGGUUGGAGUGCUCCACCUGCACCAGUUCCUGUUAAUCCAUUUAUGCCGUCCAAUAAUGGAAGCUUUGUGAACUCCAAGAAUCCAUUCCUUUGAUGGUCUGAGAGCAAGAUCUGGGUUCAAGAACAAACAAAUUUACGUAACUAAAGCACAAAAAAAGCUACAAAUGUAAUGUUGUCUUAUUCUGUUAUAUAACCAUUAUUUAUUUUUAAGUAUAUACAUUUUGCCAUAGUGCUUAUUUUAAUGGUUGUAACUUAAAGUGCCUCAAUCUGCCUUAAACUUCAAAUCAUAUACAUAUAUAUUCUUGUAUGGGCUGUUAUAAUAGUAAAUAGAAAAUGCUAAAGUAUUUGGAACAUGUGUAUAUUAAAAUAUUAUUAAAUAGUAUGGACUGUUAAGGUAUCAAUUGAGAUGUUGGUCUGAGCUUUAUUAAUUGUAGUUUUACUUAGUAUAUAGAGAAAAUUGAGUCGGGCUUAGUCAUUAUUUUAUUGGCAUGACAAUUAAUAAACAGUUAUAUUAUAAUCACCUUUAUAAAAUAUAUAGAAGGUAUGAACAUGGUAUAUACAGCUAAACAAUUAGAUGAGUCAGCGGCCCUAAUGUGUAAUGUGUGAUGUCAUUGUACCAUUUGCUGCCCAUGUUGGCGUAAAGCCUCCGAUUUGUGUAUCGCGAUAAGUUCUUCUAUAAAACAGUAUGAAGAUUUAUGAUAAAAUAAUACUAAAGGGAAAAUGAAAUUAAUACAACUCAAUAUUUUUUUUAUAUAUUUUUUUUUAAUAGAACAAAUACUCAAGUCACAAAAUUGUUGCAAUGAAAAAGGCGAUGUGCGAAAGGCUUUGCAAGUGAUUUAAUGUACAAAUUUUGACAUGACAGAGAUUUCGAAAUUAGCACAAUUUAGAUUAUAUAAUUAUUUAAGAAAAUUAUAUAUAAAAAGAGGAAGUUGAGAGGCUAACGAUAAAUAUAUAAUGAAUAUUGAAAUUAAUAUUAUUAAUGUUUUCCUGUUUUUGAAUUGUUAUUUAGUUCAGCUAUGUAUUAUAGCUUCCAACUAAAAAUAUUAAAGAUUAUUUUUAGCAUAUUUUGUAUACUUUUUUAAUGAUUCAAUGAACUCACCUCUCAAAUUCUAUUUCUAUCUGUGAUUGUAACCAGUAAUUAAUUUUUCUGCAGCAUUGAUCAAUUUUCGAAGUUUUAUUCAUGCACUUGACUAUGUAUUUAUUUAGUUGUAAUUAUUUUUACUCUUUGAGCACUGAGAUCUGUUAAUUUGUAUAGAAGAUGUAAAAAUAAAUCAAUAAGAAUA
Zerene cesonia (dogface butterfly) is the source of this 2311-nucleotide messenger RNA. It is a transcript of the gene drongo, whose product is annotated as arf-GAP domain and FG repeat-containing protein 1. The coding region runs from base 61 to 1122 and encodes 353 amino acids. Lineage: Eukaryota; Metazoa; Arthropoda; Insecta; Lepidoptera; Pieridae. The record is from RefSeq and is a predicted model, not a curated record. The transcript is spliced from 6 exons. Gene Ontology annotation, molecular function: GTPase activator activity.